Phaedon cochleariae (mustard beetle) is the source of this 5444-nucleotide messenger RNA. NCBI's taxonomy places the organism in Eukaryota, Metazoa, Arthropoda, Insecta, Coleoptera, Chrysomelidae. The record is from the annotation of a GenBank genome assembly.
UUUCAGUGAAAUAACUAUAGGAAUAGAUUAUUCAUCAUGGUUUAUUGCAAUUAUCUUGAAGAUUUUAUUAAGUACAUCAGAAUAGUCAAAGAAAGAACUUCAUACUUAAUAAUAUUCAUUAUGUACUGUGUAAAUAUAUGGACGCCGAGAAUGCGACCGCAACCUACCAUCGCCUCCCUCACGAUGGCCGUGUGACGAGCGGCAGCGGUUCGAUGGACGACACCGACGGGGCGAGAGGCGUCGCGACGCCCCCGGCACCGACGCCGCCGGACGAUGCACCGCCGGCGCCGGACUCGUCGCUGGACGAGAUUGGGCGCGAAAACAAAAAUAAGGGGAUUGAUACCAAGGAACUAUGGAGUAAGGCUGUACAGAAAGUGGCUAACGAACGAAAAAGAAAACCUCACUUUUCUUCGAUAGCUUUCUCAUUCAUCGAUGCCCACAAGCAAGUCAAAAAGGACGUUUCCUUCACGCCUCCUGCGUCACCAAGGCAUACUGGGAUUUUGAAACAUGACAGUACGGACAAUAGCCUGAACUGCCAUCUCUCUAUUCCGAUGAGCGAUUCCACCUCGCUGAAGAAUGGAAAAUUCGAAGAACCUCUGGACACGAUCAGUUGCAGCCCUAGAGCUGAUAAGGCUAUCUCUUUCUACGAUGAAGAAUCUUACUCAGCUAUCCAUGAAGCUGAUUUUGCGACUGUCUUCAAGAGAGGUCUUAUGUACAAAGGGAUCUACUGGCCAAGUUUAACAAACAGUUUUCACUGUAAAAUUCUGGAGCUAGCGUAUUUGAGGAAUUCCCAUAGGCAGAGACAAAAGUCACUUAUCAUCGUUAAUAUCGUCGAUCUUCUUCUCAAGAUAUCUCUGAUAUUGGUGUGGACCCUGCACAACGGUAACACCAAAAUUGACUUGCGAUCGAAUGCGGACACCAUCGUCUGGUCAAUUUGCUGCAUGUCGAUCAACAUCGCCAUUUGCGUUCUAGGCUGGUGGAGAUGCUUCGCAAAUAAUUAUCUGCACUGGGCAGCAGUGUGCACAUGGAUGCUCCUUACCUUGCAAAGUUUUUGUGCAAAAGGCGUUGGCUUUGGCGUCAAAGAGGAAUUGGUGUGGUACAUUUUGUUCACCAUCUUCGUCCCAUAUGCAAUGUUACCUCUUCCACUCAGAUGGUGCAUGAUGGCAGGCGCACUAGCUUCGAUAGGACAUAUAAUUAUAAUAGUGCUCCAAAUAUACGAUGGCGCAUACAAGUGCAACGACUCCGACGACUGCAAAAUAAGAAGAGUGAUGGCGAACGUUCUGUUGUAUAUAUGCGUCAAUUUCGCCGGAAUGUAUACGAAGUAUUUGACCGACAGAAGCCAAAGGAAGGCUUUUCUGGAAACGCACAGAUCAAUGGAAACCAGAUACAGAACGCAGAGCGAAAACGACAAACAGGAGAAGCUGUUGUUAUCAGUAUUGCCAGAUUUCGUGGCGAAAGAAAUGAUCAAAGACAUAGAGAAAGAAGAAAAAGAAAGAGACGGAAAAACAGCGGAGCCCCAUCCAUUUCAUAAAAUUUAUAUACACAGAUAUGAAAAUGUCAGUAUCCUCUUUGCUGACAUCAAAGGUUUCACAGUUUUGUCAACGAAGUGUACAGCACAGGGACUUGUGAAAAUCCUCAACGAGCUUUUUGCUAGAUUUGACAAACUUGCGGCGGAGAAUCACUGCUUGAGAAUAAAAUUAUUGGGAGAUUGCUACUACUGUGUCUCAGGUCUGCCAACGCCCCGAUCAGAUCAUGCUCAUUGCUGCGUGGAAAUGGGCUUACACAUGAUUAAAGCAAUCAAAGAUACCAGACAGAAAACGCAGGUUGAAGAUUUGGACAUGAGGAUAGGUAUUCAUUCAGGUUCGGUAUUAUGUGGAGUUCUGGGUUUAAGGAAAUGGCAGUUCGAUAUAUGGUCAUCUGAUGUACGACUUGCAAACCAUAUGGAAUCAGGAGGCAAACCAGGGCAGGUACACAUUUCUGAAGCUACUUACCAGUGUCUGAAUGGCGCAUAUGAUGUGGAACCCGGUAAUGGCCAGGAGAGGGAUGCAUAUUUGAGGGAACACGACGUAACGACCUACUUGAUCAAACAAGUCGAGCCAAUGAGGACAAGAAAGCGGUUUGCUUCUAGGCCUAGUAUUUUCUCUAAUAAGCUGUGGAUGGAUGAAGACAUUGGAAGCUGUUGGACCACAUCUCCUAAAAGUCCAACGACACCAGCUUCUCCACCAUCAGUGAUGCCCAGCGAAAGAAGUGACAGCGGUAUACAACAUAGCGGCAUCGAAGAUGAAAAUAUCACAGACUGGACGCCAGAAAUUCCUUUCGAAAAUCUACACAGGACUUUGUCUUCUGAGAUGGAUGAAGAAAAUGAAACUUCAUCGUACAAACAAAAAUAUGAAUCAACAGACUCGCGAUACAGAAAGCGAGGUUCAACUUAUGUUUCCACCUUAGAACAAGUGGACGAGAUAAUAGACCACAGUAUAGAAAUCGAGAGCAAUAAAAAGAUGAGAGAUGAAAACAUGAAUUCAUGGACCUUGAGAUUCGUCGAGAAGGAUAUGGAACAUCAGUUCAGUCAACUACGAGAGGAUAUGUUCAAAUCGAACAUGAUGUGCUGUUUCGUAAUAUGGAUCUUCAUCAUAAUAUGCCAAGCUGUCAUCACUUGUUUGAAGAUCUUCGUCAUUAUAUGCAUCUCAAUCACCACCAUCGUCCUACUAGUAACGUUAAUUUUGGUAAUGGCCGAGGAAUUCGAUCAGCUUCCAGAAUCACUAAGAACCACUUCCUCAACGUUCGUACACAACAGGCGGAGAAGAACCGCAUUGAUAUGUGGCGUCAUAAUCCUGAUGGCCUCUACCAGCUCCCUAAGUCUCAUAAACAUUGAAAGUUACCCUACACGGACCAAUAACACCACCCAAAACGCAGGCUUGGAGCUAAAACUCUCAAAAGGCCUCUUGGGCGAAGACAAUUCCCAAAACUCUUCUCUGAUACUGAAUCUCUCUCUACAAGCCACCAUGAACAGCAAUUUCACUAUAAACGUUGAUAAAACAGGUAACUGUAGUGACAGGUGCGUGAGGGAUAUUUUCGAGAAGAUCGAUUUGAAUGGCAUCAUCGAAGAUGCAGCGAACAUCUCGAGAUUGGCUAACAAAACCUCGACUGUGAUGAAGAGCCUCAAUCAAAAACUGUCAAAUCUCACGCGAGGAUUGAUGGAUUCCCAUCACAAUCUUGUACUGAAGAACAGGAGGAAAAGGGGCAUCGAGAGCUCCACACCGUAUACCUCCUUGUCUACUAUCGAUAUUGUCAGUAAUUUCACUGAGGCGACGUUGCUUGUGAAUCUGGAUUGUAAACGUCCAGAGUACAUAGUGUUCACUUGGGUGCUCUGCUUGAUAGCUCUGGCGACUGCGCUGAAACUUCACUAUUUGAUCAAGUUGCUGUUGGCUGUUGUCAUGAUUACUGUUUAUGGAAACUUAAUCUUGUUACCCUUCAGUUUAUUCGAAAGUACUAUGGAAGGAACGGUUGAGCCAUUCAUUCCACUAUCAGCGCAGAUGUUCAUUCUACUGAUGGUAUUUUUUGUGAUGGUCACUUACCAUGCCAGACUUGUUGAAGUUACUUCUAGACUAGACUUCCUAUGGAAACAACAGGCCGAAAGAGAAUUGAACGACAUGCAAGAAACUCGGCACAAUAACACCCAGCUUCUGAAAAACAUUUUGCCGGAUCACGUGGCACAGCAUUUCUUGAGAAUGGAUAGGAAUAGUGAGGAACUGUAUGCCCAGUAUAGACAUGAAGUCGGUGUCCUAUUCGGCAGCAUCCCUAAUUUUACAGAUUUUUAUUCAGAGGACAUAAAUAAGGGGGUUGAAUGCAUAAGACUUCUGAAUGAAAUAAUAGCUGACUUCGAUGAACUCCUUGAUGAAGAAAGAUUCAGCACAAUAGAAAAAAUCAAAACAGUUAGUGCCACAGCUACAUAUAUGGCGGCAUCUGGCCUGAAUCCAACCCAUAAGCACUGCAGGAAUACCGAUGGUCCGGAACACCUGUGUGCUCUGGUAGACUACGCGAUGCUCAUGCGGCUCAAGCUUGACGAGAUCAACAAGGACUCCUUUAACAACUUCGGCUUGAGAAUUGGAAUCUCUUGCGGGCCGCUCGUGUGCGGUGUGAUCGGCGCCCGGAAGCCCGUUUUUGACAUUUGGGGGGACACCGUCAAUCUGGCGUCCAGGAUGGAUUCGACGGGCAUCAUGGGGGCCAUUCAGGUUCCCAAGGAAACCGCGCAAAUACUAGGACUAAGAGGAUAUGAACUCAAGAAACGUGGAAUCAUAGAAGUGAAAGGGAAGGGACUAAUGGAAACAUACUUCGUCAUUGGAAGACAACUGAAGAAGCCACAAUGCUUUCAAAGGCAACCAAGCCAUUAUAGUAGUUUGGCAGCAGUUGUGUAUGCCAUGGCCCAAACUAGAAGAAAACAUACAGGAAACACACCUGGAAGUUCUGUGUUCGGAAGAGCAAGGACACAACAGAAAUCUGAUGGUAGUAGGAAAAUUAUGAACUACAGCUCAAUGAGGUUGACGCACAAGCCUGGAGGCUAUCCAGUGAGAAGAAAUACUACGAGGGGAAACCAAAGAAACAUGCACGCCAGGUCCCAGCCAAAUAUGCGGCAGCUGUCCGGUUCUGGUAUCCACUUGGAGAACGCAAAGUCCAUGAAGUCCAUCGACAGGGAGAACGCGUCGAAUGCCCUCCACCGCAUGACGGCGUCCCAGUCCGCCCCGCACACCCCCGUCUCCGCCGCCACCCACGAUGGACCGCUCUUCAAGGCGGUGCCGCGGCUGCUGUCCGAGCCGAUCGUCAACAGGUCGAAGAGCUGCUCGCCCGGCACCAAGACCAGCCGGCUGGAGAAGAACGCCUUCAGUUUGGUGGAGAAGAAGAACGAGUUCAACGACAGCUUCAAGAUCAAAAAUACUGGGAUAGUUCCAGUGCAUUCACCAAAACAUAUGAUCAAAAAAGAAUCAAAGUUUUCCCUCAGAUCCCCACUCAUAAGAAGAGAAACAAAAGUGCAGUUGGAGAAUGCGACGAACAAGGAGAAGUUGAACAAGGUGCAUUCCUUGGAUGGGACUCAUGUAUGAAGUUAUGUCAUGUGACGAACUAAUUUUCUCUUGAUGCUCUCAGAAAAAAUGGAGGAAAUGACAACUGAGUUGAAGAAGCCCAUGAAUCAAUUUUUCACUGAUUAUAUAAUUCUUUUGUCUUUCCCCUAAUGAAAAUUGGAAAUAUCUCUACGCAAGAUUCUUGCGAUUGUAUUAGGUGGUAUGUAUGGUCAAAGUACCCUGUAUAUGGCAACCUAAUAGGACUGAUGAAGAAUAUGAACUGUAUGUGCGUAACUAACAAAAUAUGAAUGUGUUCAAAGAGACUAUAGGUAUAACGUUGUCAAUCAUUCCUUUUGGUUUUAUUCAAUGUUGUGUUUUAUUGUAAUGAAG